ACUAUAUUGUAAAGAUUGAUUGCACUGAAUAAUUUCCCUUUACAAAAGCUGCAUUUCAUUUUCUUUCUCAAUAGCCAAAAACCGACAAAUACAAUAACAAAUAAAAAAAGAAAAUCACAUUAUCCCAUUUUAUAGCUAUGAAAAUGCUUUCACUCCCACAAACCAGUUACUGGAAGGAAACUCCAUUCUCUUGCAAAAAUGCUCCAUUUCCAUACCUUAACACAACAACUAAAUAUUACAAUACUCGAACUCCAACAUUACCCAUUUCUUUAUCUUUAAUUUGGUCAUCACGCAAAAAACAAACCACCAACUCCAACGCUCACACUCUGCUUAGAGCUUCUUUCUCAGAUUCUGACUCUGUCCAGAAACAAGAAGAAGAACAAGUAGAAGAAGAAGAGUAUCAAGUACUGUCAGCAGUUAGAAGCAUGUACAAUGAUAUUGUAAUCGUAGAUACUGCAAAAUCUAGGGUGUUGCUUCUUGACUCUACUCAUAAUGUUCAUAGCAUUCUUAAUAAGGGUCAGAAAUGGACUGGGUCUUAUUGGGAUGAAUUUGCAAGUUUACCAGCUAUUAUUCCAAAAGGUCCUAUUGCAAUCCUUGGACUGGGUGGUGGUACAGCUGCACAUUUGAUGCUUGAUUUGUGGCCUUCAUUGCAGCUUGAAGGUUGGGAGAUUGAUCCAAUUUUGAUUGAUAAGGCUAGAGAGUAUUUUGGGCUAGCCGAUCUUGAGAAGCAUACUACAGCUGGUGGCAUUCUUGAUGUUCAUAUUGGCGAUGCUCUUGCUCCCUUAGAAAAUGGUUUUGGAAAAUAUGCUGGUAUUAUCAUUGACCUGUUCUGUGAAGGAAAAGUUUUGGCACAGUUACAAGAGGUUGCAACUUGGUUGGAAUUGAAUGAUAGAUUGAUGCCUGGUGGUCGAUUUAUGGUGAAUUGUGGUGGCAUCGAUGAGAAAUUAGAAAAUGAAAAUGCCAUAACAAAUCCUAAAUCAAUUGACUGGGUUCAAAAUUCUACUGUCAAGGCAUUAUCUAAAGCAUUCCCUGGACAAGUGUGCUGGAAAAGAAUGCCAGAAACAGAAGCUGCAAAUUUUCUUGCAUUGACAGGACCUUUGCCAGAUUUGACAUUAUGGUCUUCUAAAAUUCCAUAUCCUUUAAGUGAAACUGUGAGGGAAUGGAGGCCUUGUGAUUCUAUUGCCUGAAAAGACUUUUUUUUUACUUUUUUGGGUGUCUGAAUUUUGUAUUAUUUUAUAUUUUAAUACCCUAAUUUUGUUUUUACCAA
This is a messenger RNA of Jatropha curcas, 1267 nucleotides long. RefSeq lists its product as uncharacterized. The record is from RefSeq and is a predicted model, not a curated record. NCBI's taxonomy places the organism in Eukaryota, Viridiplantae, Streptophyta, Magnoliopsida, Malpighiales, Euphorbiaceae.